Calypte anna (Anna's hummingbird) is the source of this 1067-nucleotide messenger RNA. RefSeq names its product deoxynucleotidyltransferase terminal interacting protein 1 (gene DNTTIP1). NCBI's taxonomy places the organism in Eukaryota, Metazoa, Chordata, Aves, Apodiformes, Trochilidae. The coding region runs from base 48 to 1013 and encodes 321 amino acids. The record is from RefSeq and is a predicted model, not a curated record. Gene Ontology annotation, cellular component: nucleus. The transcript is spliced from 13 exons. Gene Ontology annotation, molecular function: DNA binding; nucleosome binding.
GCAGGAGCGGUCCCGGUCCCGGUCCCGGUCCCGGUCCCGGUCCCGGUAUGGGCGCUGCCCGCGAUGCCGAGCAGCAGCCGGGGCCACCGGGAGAGGAGGGCCCGGGCGGCGCCGAGGAGGAGCCGGUCAGCACGAGCCCCUGGAACAUCAUGAUCAAACACCGGCAGGUGCAGCGGCGCGGCCGGCGCUCCCAGAUGACCACCAGCUUCACUGACCCAGCUGUCUCCAUGGACCUGCUGCGAGCCGUCCUGCAGCCCAGCAUCAACGAGGAGAUCCGGGGUGUCUUCAGCAAGUACAUGGAGUUUUUCCAGAAGGCAGCGAUCAACGUGCGCAAUAACGUGGGGGAGGAGGUGGACCCAGAGCAGCUCAUCCAGGAGACGUGUCGGAGCUGCCUGGAGCAGGCCAAGCUGCUGUUCUCUGAUGGCAAAAAGGUUGUUCCCAGGCUGCCCCAUGAGCAGACAGCACCAAAGCGUGCCCGGCAGGUGGAUGAGGAGCUGCACCCUGUUCCCAAAAAGAGGAAGGGGCGACCCCCAGGACAGAGUCUCUCAAAUGACCGUGGGGUCUCGGGCAUGGCUGCGUGGAAGCUCAAGGUCUCUGAGCCCGUGAGAAGGGAUGGACCAAAGUGGGAUCCAUCCCGACUGACUGAAACCACAACCUUUGUGCUGGGAUCUCGAGCAAACAAAGCUCUCGGGAUGGGAGGAACAAGAGGGCGGCUCUACAUCAAGCAUCCCCACCUCUUUAAGUACGCAGCUGACCCGCAGGAUAAGCACUGGCUGGCAGAGCAGCAGCACAUGAGGGCCACGGGGGGAAAGAUGGCUUACCUCCUCAUUGAAGAGGACAUUCGGGACUUGGCUGCCAGUGAUGAUUACAGGGACUCGGUCGACUUGCGGCUGGAGGAGCUCCGGCCCUUCAUCCCACCCGCCUGGAUGACGGAGAAGAUGCAGAAGCACAUGGAGACGCUCCGGCGCGGGGGGGACGCGGCGCCGCCCUCCGAGGGUCCCGCUGAGCCCUGAGGGGCCGCUCCCCAGACCCCCCCAGACCCCCCAAUAAAACCGCUUCGCACCCGC